This is a messenger RNA of Monopterus albus (swamp eel), 4161 nucleotides long. It is a transcript of the gene grm2a, whose product is annotated as glutamate receptor, metabotropic 2a. Gene Ontology annotation, molecular function: G protein-coupled receptor activity. The transcript has 6 exons. Gene Ontology annotation, biological process: G protein-coupled receptor signaling pathway. The record is from RefSeq and is a predicted model, not a curated record. Bases 1236 to 3917 code for a protein of 893 amino acids. NCBI's taxonomy places the organism in Eukaryota, Metazoa, Chordata, Actinopteri, Synbranchiformes, Synbranchidae. Gene Ontology annotation, cellular component: membrane.
GAGAGAAACGGGACUCAGCUCAUCCCUCUCAAAGCGCAUGUCCCCUGCGCGCAUCACUGUGCCAUCUGGGACUGACCUAACGCUCUCUCGUGCCGUGUCACAACUUGUUUGCGUAUCCCAAACGAAGAUUUCCACCGCUUUAGAUAAGCGGUCUCUUGUAACAGAAUGCACCCACCUCCUGGCCGCCUGAACAAAUAGAGGGCGACUCUUAGAGCUUCUCCUCGUUGAUAUUUGCAUGCGAUUCAACAGCUUUUCCAGAAGGAAAGCUGGGAGAAAUCACACAGUCUUUUCCGUUAGGGUCUAAAUUACAUAGUGUUAAUUUGGCAUACAGUUGCGAUGAGGCACACUGUCAUCGGGACUGCCUUUGCAUGGAGCAACUGCACCUUCGUUCAAGUGUCCAAACGUUUAGAGAGUUGAGGCUCUCCUACUUUGGUGCACAUAUCCGUCAGCCGAUAUAUUUGAAAAUAGUGUUGCCAGUUUAUUGACACGCCUACUCGAGUAACAGGUAGAAUUUAAACUUUGUAUCCGAAUCCCGGAUUCUUUGCGCGCCUAAGCAGAUAAGCCUGCAUUCUAACAGACUCACACACGUCACCUUUUUCCUAGACCGGCCUUUACAUUCCUGACGCUUUCAUACUUGAUGCCAAGAAAGUGAAACGUAGGCUACUUUUCCAUCUGAACAACGAAUUGGGGCGCCAGUUGCGUUUUUUAAAAGCGUGUUUAAGAACUGUGACUUUUAAACCGCCAUCAGCAGGAUCAGACCCCCGGGAUCCGGUGGCUCGUCGUGUGGCUGUGUUUUUCAGCACCGCGGACAGCUCCCGCAUCGCGGCUCGGCUGCAUGCGGCUCAAACUUCAGGUGACACUCUCCUCCUUUAUUCACUCACCCUGCUCCAGUGCAGUUUACAGCCACACUGGUUUCAGCCAUUGAAAACCCAGAGACUCAACACUGCUGCGAAGAAUAUGCGCUGGGUUAACACAGUCCUUUCAUUGCACGGCAGCGCUAGAAACUGAGGAGCCCCUGCACAGGCUGUAAUCUACAAAAUCUCUGAAGAAGAGAAGUACGGAGAGGAUGGUGCUGAUGCUGUAAAUGGCCUCUGUCAGAAUAAAAACACUAGUGCUUUGAGAUCUGGUGCUGCCGUGCCUUACUGUUCUUCUCUUCAGUGCCGCAAUCAUCAAAAGCUGACCGGACACUGACCAGAAACCACAGGCGGGGCUGUAACCUUGUUUCGUCCAGGGAUAUGUCAUUGGGGAAAUCCCCUGUGUUGGGGGUGCGCCCUGUGCCCCGACCCAUCUGGCUGUCCCACCUCGGCCUGCUGUGCUUAUAUGUGUGUCUCUUUGCCCAGGCUCCCCAGGGUUUGCCUGUGGUAGGUUACAACACUGACUCCAAGGGGGAGAUCACACUGGAUGGAGAUUUGAUGCUUGGCGGCCUGUUCCCUGUGCACCAGAAGGGUGAGGGGGCAGAGGACUGUGGGAAGAUCAAUGCUCAGAGAGGGAUCCAAAGACUGGAGGCUAUGCUGUUGGCACUAGAUGAAAUCAACAAGGAUGACCGCAUCUUGCCUGGGAUCCGACUGGGAGCUCAUAUACUGGACACCUGCUCUAAGGACACCUACGCUCUGGAGCAGUCUCUGGAGUUUGUUAGGGCCUCCCUCACCAAAGUGGAUGACAGCGAGUACACAUGCCCUGAUGGCUCCUAUGCCAUCCAUGAUGAUGUCCCUCUAGCUAUCUCUGGGGCCAUAGGAGGCUCCUACAGUGAUGUCUCCAUUCAGGUGGCCAACCUACUGCGACUCUUCCAGAUCCCUCAGAUCAGCUAUGCUUCCACCAGUGCCAAGCUCAGUGACAAGACCCGCUAUGACUAUUUUGCCCGCACCGUGCCCCCUGAUUUCUACCAGGCCAAGGCCAUGGCAGAGAUCCUGCGUUACUUCAACUGGACGUACGUGUCCACAGUGGCAUCAGAAGGUGACUAUGGUGAGACUGGGAUCGAUGCCUUCCAGCAGGAGGCUCGAGCCCGCCAGAUCUGUAUCGCCACUUCAGCCAAGGUGAGCCGCUCCAUGAGCCGUUGGAGUUAUGAAAAUGUGAUCCGCUCCCUGCAGCAGAAGUCCAACGCCAAGGUGGUCAUCCUGUUCACCCGCAGCGAAGACGCCCGUGAGCUGCUGGUCGCAGCAAACCGCAUGAACGUCACCUUCACCUGGGUGGCCAGUGAUGGGUGGGGAGCGCAGGAGAGUGUGGUGAGGGGAAGUGAGGCUGUGGCAGACGGGGCAUUCACCAUUGAACUGGCCUCCUAUGAAAUCCCCCAGUUCAAUGAGUAUUUCACUGCCUUGCACCCGUACAACAACACCAGGAAUCCGUGGUUCAGAGAGUUCUGGGAAAACCAGUUCCAGUGCAGCCUUCACGAGUUGAGCUGUGGAAAGCACUCGCUCCGUGAAGUUCCGUUCCAACCUGAAUCCAAGAUCAUGUUUGUAGUGAACGCUGUCUAUGCGAUGGCUACUGCCUUACAUAACAUGAAGCAGGCCUUAUGCACCAACUCCACCAAGGUGUGUGAUGCUCUUAAACCUGGCAAUGGAAGAAAGUUUUACAGGGACUAUAUUCUAAAGGUCAAGUUUGAUGCACCAUUUCGACCACCAGACACAGACAAUGUUGUACGCUUUGACGCAUAUGGAGACAGCCUCGGCCGUUACAACAUUUUUCAUUAUCACAAAGAGGGUGGAAGCUACGUCUACCGUAAGGUAGGCUACUGGGCUCAGAGCCUGAUCCUGAACACCAGCCUGAUCCCCUGGGCUGGCCAGGUUGCCCCCACCUCCCAGUGCAGUGACCCCUGCAGGAAGAAUGAGGUGAAGAGCAUGCAGCCUGGAGAUGUGUGCUGCUGGAUCUGUAUCCCCUGUCAGUCCUACCAGUACUUGCAGGAUGAGUUCACCUGUGCUGACUGCAGCUUUGGACAGUGGCCCCUGGCCAACCUGACAGGUUGUUACGACCUGCCUGAGGAGUACAUCCACUGGGAAGAUGCCUGGGCCAUAGGACCUGUCACCAUUUCCUGUUUAGGGAUGAUGUGUACUCUCUUUGUCAUUGGCCUCUUCCUGAAACACAAUGAGACCCCCGUGGUGAAGGCCAGCGGACGCGAGCUCUCCUACAUCCUUUUGCUGGGAGUGGUGAUGUGUUAUAGCAUGACCUUCAUCUACAUUGCCAAACCUUCUACAGCAGUGUGUACACUGCGCCGACUAGGCUUAGGCACCUCGUUUGCUGUGUGCUACUCAGCCUUGCUAACCAAGACCAAUCGCAUCGCUCGGAUCUUCAGUGGGGUGAAGGACGGGGCGCAGCGGCCUCGAUUUAUCAGUCCAGCCUCCCAGGUUGCCAUCUGCGGUGCUCUGAUCUCGUGCCAGCUGGUAGUGGUGGUGGUAUGGCUGCUGGUGGAGGCCCCAGGGGUGAGAAAGGAAGUGGGUCCGGAGAGGAGAGACGUGGUCACCCUCAAGUGUAACAGCAAGGACUCCAGCAUGCUCCUGUCUCUCACCUACAACUGCAUUCUCAUUAUUCUCUGCACAGUCUACGCCUUCAAGACUCGCAAAUGCCCAGAGAACUUCAACGAGGCCAAGUUCAUUGGGUUCACCAUGUACACCACCUGCAUCAUCUGGCUGGCGUUCCAGCCCAUUUUCUAUGUCACUGCCAGUGACUACAGGGUGCAGACCACCACCAUGUGCAUCUCGGUCAGCCUGAGUGGGUCGGUGGUGCUGGGCUGCCUCUUUGCUCCCAAGGUCCACAUCAUCCUGUUCCAGCCGCAGAAGAACGUCUGCACCCAUAGGGUGGCCACUACCCGCUUCAGUGUCACCACUGGCCCAGGCUCCAGCUUCUCUCAAGCAUCCGCCUCCAACGUUGUUCCAACAGUGUGUAAUGGGCGAGAGGUGGUGGACUCCACAACAUCCUCCUUGUGAAGAUCGGCCACCGGGCAAUGUAAACACAGUUAUAUAACCACUAGUCCGGAAUCAGGUGUCUCAGAUAUUAAAGAGGUCACACAGACGAUUGUCCUGACUUUGUUGUCCUCAAAGUGCUGUGAGUAAAAUGUACCAAUUGUUUUAUUUCGUUUUUUGACUCAAAUAAGGUGCCAAUAAAGCUGCAUAUAGCCCAUGUUUUUAUUGAAGAAUCUUUAAACAAUGGAGUCAAUUAUAGUAAAUCUGU